Conger conger (European conger) is the source of this 2031-nucleotide messenger RNA. RefSeq names its product solute carrier family 25 member 33-like. The record is from RefSeq and is a predicted model, not a curated record. Bases 125 to 1069 code for a protein of 314 amino acids. Lineage: Eukaryota; Metazoa; Chordata; Actinopteri; Anguilliformes; Congridae. Gene Ontology annotation, molecular function: pyrimidine nucleotide transmembrane transporter activity. Gene Ontology annotation, cellular component: mitochondrion. Gene Ontology annotation, biological process: pyrimidine nucleotide import into mitochondrion. The transcript has 7 exons.
AACAAACCGGGUGGUAAGGCUGUGAGUGUCAGUAGCAUCCCAGCUAGCUACCCAGCUCGCUGGCUUUUUAUUUAUAUCAAAAUCAUUUUUAUAAUGUACAUGUAGAUUAUGAUGAGAGCUUGAAAUGACACAGAAAGAAACAAUGUUACAUCUUUUCGCUGGAGGGUGUGGCGGCACGGUGGGAGCCAUUGUCACCUGCCCCCUGGAGGUGCUGAAGACCCGGCUACAGUCGUCCGGGAUCUCGCUCCGGUCCGUGUUCCAGGUCCAGCUGGGCACGGUCAACGGCACCGGCGUCAUCAGACCCGGAUCAGUCACUCCGGGUCUGCUCGAGGUUCUGAGAUCAAUUCUGGAAAAAGAGGGACCAAAAUCACUUUUCAGAGGACUGGGGCCUAAUCUUGUUGGAGUGGCUCCCUCAAGAGCCAUUUACUUCGCUGCAUACUCCAAGUCAAAGGAGACCUUCAACAGUGUCCUUGUGCCCAACAGUGGGUGGGUGCACAUGUGCUCAGCUGGCAUCGCAGCCUUUGUUACAAACUCCUUGAUGAACCCCAUCUGGAUGGUGAAGACCCGCAUGCAGCUGGAAAGAAAGGCGCGAGGGGAGAAGAGGAUGAACGCGCUGCAGUGCGGGCGCUACGUUUACAGGACUGAGGGCGUCCGCGGGUUCUACCGGGGCCUGACCGCGUCCUACGCCGGCAUCUCGGAGACCGUGAUCUGCUUCGUCAUCUACGAGAGCCUGAAGAAGCGGCUGGCGGAGACCCGCUACGCCUCGUCCAGCGGCGAGGCCGACAGGGGCGCGUGCGACUUCCUGGGACUCAUGAUGGUGGCGGCCUUCGCCAAGGGCUGCGCCUCCUGCAUAGCCUACCCUCACGAGGUGAUCCGGACCAGACUCCGAGAGGAGGGCAGCAAAUAUAAGCACUUCUUCCAGACGAUGAGGCUGGUGAUGGUAGAGGAGGGCCCCGCUGCUUUUUACAGAGGACUGGUCCCUCAGCUCUUCAGACAGAUCCCCAACACGGCCAUCGUGCUGUCCACCUACGAGCUCAUCGUGUACCUGCUGGCCGAGCGCGCUCAGUGACCAGGAGCGGCGCCCCGGUGCACUGUGGGAUAGCGGAGGGGGAAGAGACGCGACCGCUGACGAGGACAGCAGGCUCUUUUUUCUGACAAUAAUGCAGGCGUCGUUUUCCUCGAAGAACGGGAAGCAGGUUUUAUUCUGAUCCAAAGACAUUGUAGGCCUGCCUGUUAUUUUAUUUAAAGUGAUGCACAUUCAUUUCGUGAGAGAUUUUUUUUCUGUUUGUUUUCUGAGGGUAUGUCCCGAGUUGCAGCCUAAUUUAUAUUUCAACAUUAUAGAAAGAGAUAAGGUACAGAAAGAAAUCUUAGGUAAAAUACUGCAUUUAUGUGCAGUAAAUGAAAAUGUAGGAAGUGGUGCAUUUGAACAAACUGUACUGUAAAAUUAUCUGAAGCUAAAUUAUUGUUAUUGUUUUAUUAUUAGUUUUGUGUUUUUAACUUCUGUUAAUUAUCCAAAGAUAAUUGAUCAAACAUUUUGGUAGGUAAUGAUCGUGUAUGAAAGCAAAACCAACUGCUCAAGAAGGAAAACCGUUUGUGGCAAAAGUAUAAUUUAUUUUAAUUUUAGCUGACACAGACUGUACCAUGUUUUGCAGUGGGUUCUGAGAGUUAGUCUUCACGCUGUGCAGUUUACUCUGUCCGCCCACUUCAACACCUCAUUUUUCAAGUUUGUCAUUGUUUAUUUGCAGAUUUCCUUUUGUUUGUAAUAGAACAUACUUGGCUUUUACAAGAAAGAGGACCUAAAUGCAUAUUUAAACACUGGUUUAAAUAAAAUGCAUUCAUACAUUUUAGGAGUUGUGAUUUUAUUAUGCAAAAUAGUCAUUUAGAAUUCAGAGUUAUAUUUCUGGAUUUCUGAAAUAUUAAAUGCAUUUAAUGAACUGUCUGUGUUGCAUUUGGAUGUGUAAACAAGUAAGGAUUUUGAGAAUUCAAGUUUAUGAACCGUGAAAGUAAAGGUCAAUUUUAUGAUGUUCCCAA